UAAAUUAUAUGAAUUUGCCACUAUUAAAUAGAACUUAUCAUUAUUUUAUCAAAUCGAAGUGUGUCAAAUUUAUAUUGGAUCUCCAAAAAUUUAAAAUUAUUUUAUUAUAAUUCAAGCGUGUUUAAUUUAUAUUGAACCUUCAAAAACUUAAAACCUAUCUGAUAGACAAAAUUUUCGUGUAAGCAUAAAGUAUAAAAUAAAUAUAACAAAUUCAACAAAAAAUUUGUAUUAUUUUAUAGCAGCAAUAUUGAAUAAGUAAAAUGAAAGUGAUUAUGGAAACAGGGAGCAUUACUGAAUCAACUCAAUAAAUAGGACUCAUAGUAUUGCUUUUGGAGAACAUAUAAGUUCACUUUCUCACAACUAUGUAAAGUGUCAUCAUUCAGUUAACUUGAGAUAAAAGCAUUUGUUUUCUAUCUUCUCUUUUGUUCAAGGUUAGUCACUUCAACAUGAAGAUUUUGAUGUUGUGGCUAACAUGGGCUCUUGCUCUAAGUUUUUCUUCGAUGGUUUCAGCUGCUAUAGUGGAACGUACUUUCACGAUUCAAAACAAGACUAUCAAACGACUGUGCCAUGAGCAAGUUAUUGUGACCGUUAAUGGCCUUUACCCUGGCCCAAAUAUGGAGGUAAGAGAAGGUGACUCUGUCAUUGUUCACGUUAUCAACAAUUCACCCUACAAUAUAACAAUUCAUUGGCAUGGAGUAUUCCAGCUGUUGAGUGCAUGGGCAGAUGGUCCUGAAUAUAUAACACAAUGUUCAAUUCGUCCUGAAAAUAAGUAUACAUACAAAUUCAAAGUGACACAACAAGAAGGAACAGUGUGGUGGCAUGCUCAUGCAUCAGCUCUACGCGCAACAGUGCAUGGUGCUUUUAUCAUUCAACCUCGUUCGGGUCGAUUUCCAUUUCCUAAACCUUACAAGGAAGUGCCAAUAAUAUUAGGGGAUUGGUAUGAUGGAAAUGUUGAGGAUAUUGUCAGAAAAGAACUUGAAACUGGCGAUAAAAUAUCGUCUGAUGCUUUCACUAUCAAUGGUUUUCCUGGUGAUCUCUUCAAUUGUUCAAAAAAUGAUGUAUAUAACUUGAGAGUGAAGCAAGGGAAGACCUACUUGUUCCGAAUGGUCAAUGCUGCACUCAAUAACAAUCUUUUCUUCAAGAUAGCAAAUCACAACUUCACAGUUGUAGCCCUGGAUGCUGCAUAUACUGAGCCUUAUAUCACCGACAUAAUCGUCCUCGCGGCCGGCCAAACCGCCGAUGUGCUUUUCACAGCCGACCAACACAAAGGUCCAUACUUCAUGGCUGCAUCUCCUUAUGUUCUUGGCGAACCAGCACCCCUCUUUGACAAUACAACAACUCGAGGCAUUGUUGUUUACGACGGUUACAAAAAAUCAAAAAGUUCCCAACUUAAGCCUUUGAUGCCAGCAUUGCCACUCCACAACAAUACACCAAUAGCUCACAAAUUCUUCAGCAACAUAACUAGUCUUGUGAAGGCUCCACAUUGGGUACCUGUUCCACUUGAGGUGGAUGAGCACAUGUAUAUCACAAUUAACAUGGCUUUACAACCUUGUCCUAAAAAUGCCAAAUGCACAGGUCCACUUGGACAAAAAUUCUCAGCUAGCAUGAACAAUGAGUCCUUUUUGCUUCCUGUUGGAAAAGGGUUUUCUAUAAUGGAGGCAUAUUUUUACAAUGUGAGUGGUUUGUACACUACUGAUUUCCCUAAUAACCCUCCAAAAACUUUUGACUUCACAAACCCGAAAAUAUUUUUUGAUGCUAAUGUUACAUUUGCGCCAAAAUCGACCAAGGUGAAGAAAUUCAAGUUCAACUCAACGGUUGAGAUUGUGUUUCAAAAUACAGCUAUUUUGAACGCGCAAAGUCAUCCCAUGCAUCUUCAUGGUAUGAAUUUUCAUGUUUUGGCUCAAGGGUUCGGGAGUUUCGAUCCGAAAAGAGAUAAAUUAAAGUAUAAUUUAGUGAAUCCUUUAAUUCACAACACGGUUGCUGUGCCAGUGGGAGGAUGGGCUGCUAUUCGAUUCCGAACAAACAAUCCAGGGGUAUGGUUUUUGCAUUGUCAUGUGGAUGAUCAUAACCUUUGGGGACUAGUGACGGCUUUCAUAGUUGAGAAUGGACCAACACCUUCAACUUCUCUUCCUCCACCACCUGCUGAUUUACCUAAAUGUUAAUUACCUGUUAGUUAACAGAUUUUUCGCAGAUUCUUGAAAGUUUCUAGAAGAAUUCAGUAUUGUAGUCUUAAUAUUUUCAAAUACAUUUGUUAACAACUAAAUAUAUGAACAAUAAUGAAGAUUGCAAAAGGAAGAUUGUUAUGUCCUCCUAUUUCAUA
Messenger RNA from Lathyrus oleraceus (garden pea), 2320 nucleotides. RefSeq names its product laccase-7. NCBI's taxonomy places the organism in Eukaryota, Viridiplantae, Streptophyta, Magnoliopsida, Fabales, Fabaceae. Gene Ontology annotation, molecular function: copper ion binding; hydroquinone:oxygen oxidoreductase activity. Gene Ontology annotation, biological process: lignin catabolic process. The coding region runs from base 447 to 2162 and encodes 571 amino acids. The record is from RefSeq and is a predicted model, not a curated record. Gene Ontology annotation, cellular component: apoplast. The transcript has 6 exons.